Messenger RNA from Quercus lobata, 886 nucleotides. RefSeq lists its product as uncharacterized. The transcript is spliced from 3 exons. NCBI's taxonomy places the organism in Eukaryota, Viridiplantae, Streptophyta, Magnoliopsida, Fagales, Fagaceae. The coding region runs from base 220 to 474 and encodes 84 amino acids. The record is from RefSeq and is a predicted model, not a curated record.
UCACGUGCCAACGCAAUCGCGCGCUACUGAGAAAUCGGAAGAGAGAGACCCAGUUCCACGCAUCACAUACUGUGGCUUUUGGAAACCCUAACUCCCACUCUCCCAUUCUCACUAGCUCUUCAAGCCAAGGUAACACAAGGAUAGGAAGGUUUUCCAAGUCCAAUUACAUAAUAAAGCAGAAUACAUAGCUUCCACCUAGUGAGAAAGUGAAAAGGGAAAAUGAGCGGCGCCGCCAAAAACAAUGGCACCAAUGUAGGAGCAGGAGGAGGUUUCAGGUCCAAAAUGGAUCACUUCCUCUACAGUGGGGACAAGAAGCACGUCGCGGCUGGCAUUGCUGUCUUUACUGUCAUCUUUGGCAUCCCUUGGUACUUCAUGAACCGAGGGUCAAAACAUCAGUCCCAUCAAGAUUACUUGGAAAAGGCUGAUAAAGCACGGAGUGAAAGACUUUCUUCAGGUUCAUCUUCUGCCAAAUGAUUCUUGAGAGCUUUCUGUUGAACUGGGGUGGCUUCCAGCUUGCAUUUUGACAGAUUUUGAUGAUAAAUCUAUUUGGGGUUGUGUCUCUUUCAGCCUUAUGUGCAGAAUGGCUUCUGUUAGUCCUUGUAGAACUCCCAAUUUGGGAUGAAUUUUGUUUCUUAUCAAUCCCCCCUCCCCCACACAAAAAAAAAAAAAGUCAACUCAGAUCAGAGCUCAAAAUUGUUUGGAGAUUUUUUUUUUUAAAAAAAAAAAAUCUGAAAAGGAUGCCUUUUGCUGCUUAAAUUCAAAAUUGUAUUGCUUCUAAUUUGGUUUGAUUUGCAAGUUGCAGUGUGUAGUAGUCGUAUGAACUAGGGAUAAUGUUUGACUUGUUAGUCAAGCAAUAUGACAUCUAGAUGCUGCUUCUUUUUUUAGC